AAUUAACAACAAAUCAAGCAUACCAUGGUGUCAAAUAAAGGGGAUUUGUGGGCACAGUGCUAUUAGUGGCUGAUCUCAGUCAUUCAAGGAAGCUAUUAAAUCUGUGAACGUUAGCAUUCUGCCAAGCAAUGAGAUCUAGUCCUUAGCGCCUCCCAUACACACUGAUUCUUUACUGAUUUGGAACAUCUCCCUCUCCUGACUCCCUCCACCUUGCUUCAUCUCCUUCUAUACUGUCCUGGAAAUCAAUGAAUGGUAAUUCAGUGUAUCACUAGCUAGUGCCUGAAUAAGAGAUUUUGUGUCUGCUACACCUCCUGUUCCAAAAGAAACGUGCACUGCAUAAAUUUAAUUGGUUACAUUAAUGUGUAAGUCUUGUCUGCAAAGAGAUGGAUAUGUUUCUGAAUAAUCUGCAGAAGGGCAGAGUUUUGAAUAUAUGGCACUGCUUCUAAUUUGCUGUUGCUCCAAUACAAUCAGACUGAGGCAUAAACUACCCAUUUCAAAUAUUGGUGGAUGACAACGCUGGCUUGAACAAAGUGACCAGUCUCAAAUGGCUACUCCUCUAUGGGCUGCAGGUUGCUAGGGCUUUGGCUGUCUGUUUUCCCCGCCGAAAAGGGGCGGGGAAAGUUGGUGUGUUUGGGGGAAAAAAAAAGAACAUACAUACAUGUUGUUUGCCUCUCAUUAGAGGUAAUAAACCUAUAGAAGGAAAUGCUGUUGAGUCGGAGGAAGGCAAAAAGAUAGGUUUUUUCUUUUGUUUUGUUUUUUGGUUUUUUUUUUUUUUUUUUUUUUUUGUCCUCCAAUGCUGCGACGCAUUAACCCUGCUGCUAUUGGGAUGUUCUCUGCUCAGCCUAUUGGCUGAACCUAGGAGCUGCUGUCUGCCAAUCGGGUGGUGGAAGGCAGACAAAUCUACCCCGCCACCAGCAAAAACGGCCUGUAACCCUUGCGGUGCCGGCCCAGCCGCACCAGAGCUGGCGCCACGAAGAGAGAUAGGUGUCUCCAGCUGCUGUUGUCGUUUGGGGCGGGUCGGCUUCUUCUGCUUCCCAGGACCAGGUAGAGGACUAACGGGAAGCAGCAAUGCUCCGCAAGGUGGGAAGCUGGGUAGAAAUCUGCUGGGGGGCUACCCUUUUGUUCCUCAUUUGCCACCUGGGUUACGUUUGUGGGCAGAUCCGCUACCCGGUCCCAGAGGAGUCACAAGAAGGGACUUUUGUAGGGAAUGUCGCCCAAGAUUUCUUGCUGGAUACAGAGACUCUGUCAGCUCGUAGGCUGCAGGUUGCUGGAGAGGUGAACCAAAGACACUUCCGUGUGGAUUUGGACAGUGGAGCCCUGCUCAUCAAGAAUCCAAUUGAUCGAGAGGCACUGUGUGGACUCAGUGCCAGCUGCAUCGUGCCCCUGGAGUUUGUAACUGAAGGGCCUUUGGAAAUGUACCGAGCGGAGGUAGAGAUUGUGGAUGUGAAUGAUCACGCCCCCCGAUUUCCUCGGCAGCAGCUAGACUUGGAAAUUGGGGAGGCAGCUCCUCCAGGACAGCGUUUCCCCUUGGAAAAGGCUCAGGAUGCAGAUGUGGGGAGCAAUUCUAUCAGCAGCUAUAGACUAAGCUCCAAUGAACACUUUGCACUGGAUGUCAAGAAGCGCAGCGACGGCAGCCUGGUCCCAGAGCUGCUCCUGGAGAAGCCUUUGGAUCGAGAGAAGCAAUCAGACUACCGCCUGGUGCUGACUGCUGUGGAUGGAGGGAACCCCCCGAGAUCUGGCACUGCAGAGCUCCGGGUAUCAGUGCUGGACGUGAAUGACAACGCCCCAGCCUUCCAGCAAUCCAGCUACAGGAUUAGUGUGUUGGAGAGUGCUCCUGCCGGCAUGCUACUCAUCCAGCUCAAUGCCUCUGACCCAGACCUGGGUCCCAGUGGUAACGUCACCUUUUCUUUCAGUGGUCACACCCCUGAUCGUGUGAGAAACCUCUUUAGCCUUCACCCUACUACUGGAAAGCUUACCCUUCAGGGGCCCCUAGACUUUGAGAGUGAGAAUUACUAUGAAUUUGAUAUUCGGGCUCGUGAUGGGGGUUCUCCAGCCAUGGAGCAACAUUGCAGCCUUCGGGUGGAUCUCCUAGAUGUAAAUGACAAUGCCCCCCACAUCACAGUGACCUCAGAGCUUGGGACUCUUCCAGAAAGCGCAGAACCUGGCACUGUAGUGGCACUCAUCAGUGUACAGGACCCUGACUCAGGGUCAAAUGGAGACGUGAGCCUCCGUAUUCCUGACCACUUGCCAUUUGCCCUCAAGUCUGCCUUCAGGAACCAGUUCUCCUUGGUGACUUCUGGGCCCUUGGACCGAGAGGCCAAAUCCAGCUAUGACAUCAUGGUCACUGCUUCCGAUGCUGGGAAUCCUCCCCUGAGUACCCAGAGGAGUAUUUUCCUCAAUAUUUCAGAUGUGAAUGAUAACCCACCCUCUUUCUUCCAGAGGUCACAUGAGGUGUUUGUUCCUGAGAACAAUCGCCCAGGGGACCUGCUUUGUUCCCUUGCAGCCUCUGAUCCAGACUCUGGCUUGAAUGCACUCAUCUCCUACUCUCUCCUGGAGCCCAGAAAUCGAGAUGUGUCAGCUUCUUCUUUCAUCUCUCUGAACCCCCAAACAGGAGCUGUUCAUGCUACUCGAUCCUUUGACUAUGAACAAACACAGACAUUGCAAUUUGAGGUGCAGGCCCGGGAUCGGGGCAACCCACCUCUUAGUAGCACUGUGACAGUUCGUCUGUUUGUGCUGGACCUCAAUGACAAUGCCCCAGCUGUGCUGCGUCCUAGGGCCCGGCCUGGUUCUUUAUGUCCGCAAGCUCUGCCUCCAUCAGUUGGUGCUGGCCAUCUAGUGACAAAGGUGACUGCUGUGGACUUGGAUUCAGGUUACAAUGCUUGGGUUUCCUAUCAGCUCCUGGAGGCCCCAGACCCCAGCCUGUUUGCUGUCUCUCGCUAUGCUGGGGAGGUUCGGACGGCAGUUCCCAUCCCAGCUGAUCUCCCACCACAGAAGCUGGUCAUUGUAGUAAAGGAUAGUGGUAGUCCACCACUCUCUACCUCUGUUACUCUACUGGUGUCCUUGGAGGAAGAUACUCAUCCAGUUGUCCCUGAUCUUCGAGAAUCUUCAGCUCCAAGGGAAGGAGAAUCCCGCCUGACCCUCUAUUUGGCUGUAUCACUAGUGGCAAUUUGCUUUGUCUCCUUUGGCUCAUUCGUUGCACUACUGUCUAAGUGUUUGCGUGGGGCUGCCUGUGGAGUGACCUGCUUUCCUGCUGGCACCUGUGCCUGUCUCACCCGAUCUCGAAGGAGGGAGGGGCUUCCUCCUUCCAAUGGGAUCCUGCGAAUCCAGCUAGGGUCAGAUGAUCCUAUCAAGUUUGUUGAUGUGGGCGGCCACUCUCAUGGCUGUACACCCUUGGCUUCUGCACCCACUCGGAGUGAUAGCUUCAUGAUGGUGAAGUCACCCAGUGCACCUAUGGCAGGGGAGCCUGUUCGCCCAAGCUGCCCACCCUCUGAUCUUCUGUAUGGGCUAGAGGUGAGACCUUUGCAGGCUCAGCCAGUGCUUGAGAGUUAUUCUGAUCCAAGCACAUGGCUGGGUCAUGUCCCUGGGACUGUUGGUCUCUCUGCAAGAGCCCAUAGUGAGUGGUAAUUAUGUGGUAGAUGGUGUGCUUUAGAAGUAUUUUGUGAAUAACCAGGAAGUUGUCACAGAUUAGUACUUGAGGUGGAUUAUGUACCUGAAGGUAAGAAAUGAAGGUAAUGAUCAAGAGCCAGGGUAUUGUGGAAGCGUGGUGCCAGAAUGUGGGAGCAUAGAAGGCUAUCCUGUACAGGGGUAGGAUGUAUCAGGCAGUCACCUAAACCCAAGAGGUUGCUUUCUCUUCCUGAAUGAGGGGGGCAGGUUCUGGACUACCUUAACUCUAGGUUACCAUUUCCCAAUGAAUCUAGGGUGACUGCUGUAUUUGCCCCACAAUAUUAAGUACCUCCUAACCCACUAUAGAGAGAACUCGCUGCUUGAAACAGCAGAGAGCACAAAGAGGGGAGAGCUGAAGGGGAAGUAGGGAGGCAUCAGGAUGCAAGCAGAGAUCUUUUAGUCCAAGUCUUCAGGAAUCCCAUUCAGGUUCCCACUGAGAUUUGAGCUAGAUGCAAAAGAAUUGGGGGCAGGGGAGCAUUACUUCUUUGGGGGGGAAAGCAACAUGUGAGUAAAAUCACUUCAUGUCAGAAAACUGGUUACAGCUGAGGAACUCAGAGGCAGCCACUCUGGAAGUCUUUAAGUAGACUUUUGAAUUAGUGCAACCAUAAAUUCUAGAGACCACGCCUGGUUUCUACUCACUCUCCUGGGUGACCUGGAUCAGUUCCAGGAAUGUUCCCCCUACUAAAAGCUGUUAUGCUCAUUCCAUAGCUCAAGUCGGGGAUCUCACAAAAGCUGAGUCCUGUAACCAUCAGCUGACAUUGAGAUUCCUCAAAGCAUUGAUGGAGAGUCAGA
Panthera uncia (snow leopard) is the source of this 4455-nucleotide messenger RNA. Its product is annotated as protocadherin gamma-C4. The transcript has a single exon. Bases 1069 to 3624 code for a protein of 851 amino acids. Gene Ontology annotation, biological process: homophilic cell-cell adhesion. The record is from RefSeq and is a predicted model, not a curated record. Gene Ontology annotation, cellular component: plasma membrane. Gene Ontology annotation, molecular function: calcium ion binding. Lineage: Eukaryota; Metazoa; Chordata; Mammalia; Carnivora; Felidae.